Molecule: messenger RNA, 1617 nt
Organism: Rubroshorea leprosula
Lineage: Eukaryota; Viridiplantae; Streptophyta; Magnoliopsida; Malvales; Dipterocarpaceae
Source: the annotation of a GenBank genome assembly
GCUUUCUCUCAUCCUUGCAUAAAUUUUCAUCUCACUCGCAUAUUCUUCAUCAGGAGGGAACUUGGAGGAAAAAGAAUGCUGCAGCUCUACAUGCAAUUCUUUCUACCUGUUCGCAAGAUAUUUUUCAUGAAAUAAAGGGUAUCUCGUUCGGCUCGUCCGCCAAGCAUGUUUGGAAUCAAAUAGCCAAAAUGCCAGAAGAGCAGGAACCUGAAGAGAGGCCGAGUAAAGUAGAAGAAACUAAUAGACGUGAAUGUGUAGAGUUGACAAAGAAAAUUUACAAUGGAGAUUGCCAAGCUGUAAAGGAGUUUAUUGUUUCUAACAUGGGUAGACGAUUUCCAGCAAUUACAGACUUUGGUGAAAACGCUCUUCAUGUUGCAAUCAAGGCCGAGGAAGAUGAGAUUGCCAAGGAAGUGGCAAAGAUGAUGUCAGGAGAAGAUCUGAAAAAAAAGGAUCACGAUGGUCACACGGCUCUCUCCAAUGUUGCAUUUGAGGGAAGAACAAACUUGGCAAAAUUCCUAGUUGAACGGAACAUAUAUUUGCUUACUAUUGAAGACAAUAAAGGCAAUAUCCCGCUUACUAGGGCAUGUGGGGUUGGCCAUAAGGAGAUAACAAACUAUCUCUACAAAAUGACCCCUCCUAAUCUCUUGGAUCCGGAAAAAGAAGGCAAACAUGGAUUCGAUCUCAUGCGCUGCUGUAUUGCUAACAAAAUGUUCGGAGAGUCUCCUAUGCUUAUGUUGUCUCGUCAGCCUUCUGCAUUUUAUAAUAGUUCUAAGCUUUCGCUUUGGCAACGAUGGGUUUAUCAUUGGUUAAAGGUAGAGUUACCCGACACCACUCCUACCAGUGACGUACUCCUUGAUGUUACUGUUCAAACUCCCACUAGUGAGGAACUAGAAGGCCACGAUGAAAGAAGCAUUACAAAACGAGUAUUUGAUGGAUUUUGUGGGUUGGAUUCAAAGGUCCAAGAGUUCUUUGGAAUAAAACAAAUUCAUGAUUUAAAGUUGAGGCAUUUUUAUGCACGUAAGGUUCUUCGCUGUAUGUGUAAGAAUGCAUCAACUUUUGAAUCGAAUUGUCAACGGGAUGAUUAUGGAGUGGGUGCUGCACUCUUUAAAGCUACCAGGAGGGGAAUAGAUGAAUUUGUCACUGAGCUAUGGAAAGCCAACCCAUCAUUUGGUUUUAUAACUAAUCAAGAUAACAGACUCGCUUCCAUGGUUGCAGUCCAGUAUCGGCAAGAAAAAGUUUUCAACCUCAUUUAUGGCCUUAAUAAGGCAUGGUGGGCUGAAAUUCUUAAUAAAGAAGAUAUAGAUGGGAACAAUAUUUUACAUGUGGCAGGGGGGUUGGCUCCAGAUUUUGAACGUGCUGGAAUUUCUAGUCCAGCAUUGCAGAUACAAAGAGAACUACAAUGGUUUAAGGUUAGAAUCUCUCACUUGCUCCCUCAACUAUAGUAUUAUUUUGUUUAACAGUACAAUAAUUCUUUUCAUUUUCCUUUCUAUAAAAGUGAUGAAGCGAGGUUUGACUACAAUAUCAGAAGUUUAUAUCAUAUAGAAUGUACAAAUUUUUUUUAAAUUUGUUCCAUAAAUGAAACUCUUUUGAUUAGCUAAGUAAAAUUAAUGGGAGUAC